Molecule: messenger RNA, 1341 nt
Organism: Podospora bellae-mahoneyi
Lineage: Eukaryota; Fungi; Ascomycota; Sordariomycetes; Sordariales; Podosporaceae
Exons: 3
Coding region: 1-1341 (446 amino acids)
Source: RefSeq, a predicted model, not a curated record
AUGGCACGAAUACACCUGCUUGUCCGGUUGGCGGCGACAGCCAUCCUGUAUCCGAUAGCAGCGGCGAGGUUCUGGACUGUUACAAAAAUAUAUGUCUUAAACCCAGUUGCCUUCCCUUCUGGUUGCGACCAGUCUGGCGCAACGAAUCAACCAUGCACCACAACGCGACUUGGAGAUCCUUUCCUGGCCACACAUACAACCCAGCCACCCGACGCAACACCGAUAACAACCUCGAAAAACACCUACGACGGCUGGGAUCUGGAGGUAAUCGAGUAUUACUACCCCGCCGGCGCGCUCCCCCGCUCCGAGCUGCAGGCAGACGCCGGCGACUACCAUUACACUUACUCGUACGGGCACACCACCAAGUGGCUUGUCGACUUGACAUUUACCGUCCCGACCCCCUGCCCGACCCCCUCGCAAUCAUAUACCACAAAGGUCAAUCUCGAGUAUCUGCAAUAUCUUCCGCCAGACCUCACACCUCUUCUAAGUUCAAAGGCCACCCUUGAAAAACGGAGUCACCGAGACCUCUCCUACUACACAUCUGCGACGCUGCACGUCAAAGCAACCGACGUCGCGCCAGCACCAAUCCAGAUGCUGAGAGAGCGGGUUUCGAUGGACUACUACCUUGAACGAUGUUCCCUCCCGGGCGAAGAGGAUCACCGGAUCGAGAAUUGUCCGCACCAGGCUUUCGGACGCUGCAGCAAGAUCCCAGAAGGGCCCGCCGUUAUCCUUGCCAUCGUCGGGACCCUCUUUUGGGCUCUUCGGUGCGGGACGGUGUGCUGGUGGUUCGUCGCCACGUUGCUCAUGAUCUUUGUCACCAGAUACGAAGUCGGCAGGGAUCCUGAGGACCAGGAGGAACUGAGGAGGCAGUGGAAGGAGAUGUCAUUUUGGUUGAAGAUGAAGCUGUGGCUUCAGUGGGGGUUUCGGCUUAAGUAUCCUGAGCGUUGGCUGGGGCCUAGAAAGCCGGUUAGUGGAGGCGAACGUAUUGAGAUGGGGAUAGAUGGAGGAGGGAACGGAGGCGGGAACGGAAGCGGUAGCGGUGGUGGUACUGGGGGGCUCGGGCGAGAGAGCAGGUGGAACACGAUGAUACACCUUUGCCACCUUAUCCUGGCCCCUCCUUCUUCAAGUGUCAGCGAUGGGCAUUCGAUGAACAGCGGGACGACAGCUGCUACUCGGAAGCCGGUGUUAGGCAAUCCAAAUGCAGUACUUGGAUCUGGGCUGGGUUCUAACACUGUGGUCAUUGGGUCGAGGAUGAGUCCAGGUCAGCAACAAACAGCUGCUUCUCCACGGCGACAAGACACGGACGAGGGUACCGCGGAUGGUGGCAUCAGGGCUAUUUAA